AUGGUUAGUCUUGCUUCUUGGAAUAUAAGGGGGUUGAACCGCCCUCUGAAACAAAUGGAGGUUCGUCAGAUUGUAAAGGAUUCAAAUUUAAGUUUAUGUGCUAUUUUGGAAUCUCAUGUCGGUAUUGAUAAGCUGGGAAAGGUUUGUAAGUCGGUUUUCCGUUCGUGGGAUUGGACUUCCAAUGGUGCUUGUUGUAAUAAGGGUACCAGAAUUAUUGUUGGUUGGAAUCCAGGUAUCUUCGAUGUUAUGGUUCUUUUUCAGUCCUCCCAAGUUAUGCAUCUCCAGAUUUAUUUCAAGUUAGAUAGGAGAAUUAUUUUCUGUUCGAUAGUAUAUGCGGCCAAUUAUUAUGUCACGCGUAGAGAAUUAUGGCGUCAUUUAACCAUGCAUAAAGCGGCUGUCGGUAAUAAUCCUUGGGUUAUUUUUGGAGACUUUAAUUCAGCUUUGAACAUGGAGGAUAAUUCUAUGGGGUCCUCAUCCGUUUCAGUUGGAAUGAAAGAAUUUCGGGAUUGUGUUGACUCGAUGGAGAUGUUCGAUAUUAAUAAAUCUGGUCUUCACUUUACGUGGAGUCAGAAGCCGAAGGAGGGAACUGGUUUGUUGAAAAAGAUUGAUCGCAUUCUAGGAAAUACACCGUUUGUCACGGCCUACCCGAAUUCUGUUGCUAUUUUUCACCCGUAUAGAAUUUCCGAUCACUGCCCGUGUAUUCUAAAAAUCCCAGAAGCUGGUAAGCUAGUGGAUGGAGUUUUCCAGUUUCAAGUUGUUAAACGGCUCCGCCUGCUUAAAAGUCCUUUUCGAGCUCUUUUGUACAAACAAGGUAAUCUUCAUAAGAAAGUGGAGGCGCUUCGUGCAAGUCUAGAUAUUAUUCAGCAACGUAUUGAUUUGGAUCCAUUUAAUUCGGAUCUCCGGGCUGAAGAAGCUGGGCUGAACCGUGAUUUUCAGGCUGCUGCUCUUGAUGAGGAGCGAUUUCUUAAGCAAAAAUCCAAAGUGGAUUGGUUGACAGCUGGGGAUAUGAAUUCAGCUUAUUUUCACUCGUCCUUGAAGGUUCGGAAUCAUUAUAGCCGUAUUGACAUUAUUACGGAUUCUCAAGGGGUUGUCCAUGAAAAUGAUGCUGUUCCUCAUGCUUUUGUUUCUCACUAUGAAAAUUUCUUGGGGUCCCAAGGUGAUAUUUUGUUGGAAUUUCCGUGUAACUUUUAG
Helianthus annuus (common sunflower) is the source of this 1191-nucleotide messenger RNA. RefSeq lists its product as uncharacterized. The coding region runs from base 1 to 1191 and encodes 396 amino acids. NCBI's taxonomy places the organism in Eukaryota, Viridiplantae, Streptophyta, Magnoliopsida, Asterales, Asteraceae. Gene Ontology annotation, molecular function: catalytic activity. The transcript is spliced from 2 exons. The record is from RefSeq and is a predicted model, not a curated record.